CAACGUUCACAUUUUAGAGGAGAACACUGUCUCCACCUUCCGAUGAAAAGCACGGGUGGGGGGUGGUUACUGAAGGCAGGACAUCUCAGAUACCGACAACUUAGUAACAGCCUGUUAAUCGCACACUUAAACGUUUUGUUUGUGGGAACAACAGAAGUGAGUGUUCAAGUCCUUCCCCAGAGCAGAGUUUUCACCUUUUAGUAUGCAAAUGAUAUCAGUACCCAAGCAGACUCUCCACCCAGAAGCGGCGGCCCCUAUAACCGAGCCGUGGGAAGGCAACGCUUUUAAAAUUGGUUCAAUUAAACUGCACGUGAACGAGAUGGUCAUGUCUGGUGGAGCGGGAAGAAUUACCGAUUGAGCCGAGUCCCGGGCGGCCAUCUUCGGGAUGUGGAGACGCAAAGGUUUUAGUGGUCGCGCUGUCAGUGUUCCAGAUUUGAUUAUUUAGACUCAGAGUAUGGCCAGGGGAGGCUGGUGGAAUCAUUACACAGCAUGUUAGCACUCCAGUCCAGUGAAGUGCUAACCUCUCUGAAGAUAUAUGUAGAGGUGAAGGAAGGAAGUGAAGCUGAGGUGGGGCCAGUGAAUGACAACAUCCAGCUGAUUGGUAGCCUAGAUCUUUCCAACAUCUGUAAUAAUGGCACCAUGAAAUCUCUCCAUAAUGGAUGCACAAGUGCAAAUAUCUUAUCUGUAGAUAAUACAGAUUCCAGGAUGUUCCAGAAUUCAUCUCAUCCAAAGGUAGAUGAUGGCUUUUGUGGCCAUAGCGGCAACAAGAGACAAGAAAUGGGAGAGAAUAAAUUGACCCCUUCAAAAAUCAUGCAUUUUAUUUCAAAUCCUAGCAAGUACACAAAUUGUAACUCAGAUAGUAGACCACACUCUGUGAUAUUGCUGGGAAAUUCUCCCACUUGGAAUGCCUUAUCAUCUUUCAGGAAAAUGGGCUCUUUCAAAAAACUCAAGUCCUCAGUUUUUCAAGGAAUUCAAACCAGAGGAAAUGCUGAGGUCAUUAACUUGGAAAAUUUUGAAAAUGUGCACAAACAUGUGCAAAAUGGCCAUGGUGUGCAAAUGCAGAACAGAUCUUCUUGCACAGCCACAUUGCAAGAUUUGUGUAGUUCUGGGGAGGACUUGGCUUCGGAUGUUUCGGAAACUGAAGAUGUUGAUGAAGCUUUUUUACGCCAUACCCACAGAUCACGGAGCAUUAGACGUGCUUAUAGGAUUGGACGGAUAAAUUUAUUGGACUGUGAUAAAUCCCCAAUCCAAGAGGGCUGUACCAAAGUUGUGUUCCUUGAGUCCCAAGAAUCAAACGUCAAUGAUUCAAUGGUAACAAACUGUGAAAAUCGCAAAGCUAUCAACAGGAGAAGCAAAAGCACAGACAAUUUAAGCUUUUUCAAGAAAAGUUCAUUUAAAAGGAAAUCAACCUCUAAUCUCACAGAGGUAAAAGCCACCAACGAAAAUGAAAGAUUACAACGCACAGCAAGUGCUUCAUCAGCAGAUGAAAAAUCUGUCAAUGCUGAAAGACGAUCAAAACGCUGGAGGAGCCCAAUCAGAGCUAAAGAUUUUGACAGAAUGCUAAGACUAGUGAGUAAUGUUGCAGAUGUUGCAAGGAGGCGAGAGAGUCCAUCAAAAGAAAAUUCAUCUUCACAGGAAAGUAGAAAUGGGGCUCGAGCUAAUAGCAGGCUUCAUGAUGAUUAUUCUCGAAGAGUUUCUCAGAGUGUUGACAGUGAAAGACAUGGAUUUGCCUCCCCUGACUGGAAUCAACCCUCUACUUUUCCUGAAUCCCCUCAUUUAUUCACCUCCUCAGUCACUGAGACUGCUGUUACACAGUUGGAAAAAUCAUUAUCCUCGCCAGACUUUAAAACUAGUAGGUCUUCCCAAAAUUUGAAUCUGGCUGCACUAAACUCAAAUAGUCAAUCCACCUUCUGUCCUGUUAACCCCUUUGCUAAUGAAGUAUUCUUUGAUUCAAAUGAAUCCAAACAGACCAGUCAGUUUACAGAAACUGAGCAGCCUGCUAUUCCAGUCAGACCGACUGCUCCUAAACCGCAGAGUCCUAGCAUUGAAAAAACUAAACGCAAUAUUGCAUUCAGUUGUCCAAAUCAACACAGUACUUUAUCACUUUGUUCUAAGGACUGUGAUGGGCGAACUGAAGGAACUGUCUCAAAAACUGGAAAAUGUCCAAUAGCAUUUCAGGAUCCGGUACAGACAGUUUAUUUUGAUGAUGGGAAUGAAGACAGUGGGAUAAGCAGUCACUCACAACUUAGUCUGAAUACAACAGUUUCUGGAGUGGAAGAGAAAAAAGACGAGGUGUCUUCUGACGACCAAUGGACGAAUCAGCUCCCUUCCACAGAAGACGAAAAGGCUGAUGGACAAAAGGUUGGGCAAAAUAGGUGGAACUCCUGGAAAAGCAGGCAACAACAACGACCUCUUUCAGAUUAUGGCCAAUUCGCUUGCAGGAAGUUUUCUAUCCCAGAGAAUGGUUUGCCUAUUCAAUCUCAAAAAAUUGACACUACAGAGAAUGAAGUCACCAUUGUUGACUCCCAACCAGAGAAAUGUGUCAGUAUUCAGCUCCACAGAAAUCAGAAAAGGAGGCCAAUCUCCAUAAUUGGUGGGGCCAGUAUUUAUGGGAAUAAUCGCUCAGAGGAAAUAGUGGAUCUUCUUACAAUACAACCAGUUGCUCGGCCACCUGUUCCUUCACAUCAGGUACCACCAUAUAAAGCUGUGUCUGCCAGACUUCGGCCUUUCAUUUUCUCCCAAAGCACACCCAUUGGCUUAGAUCGGGUUGGGUGUAGACGGCACUUGAGAUCAUCAAAUUUUUCUGCAGAUGGAGGCACAGACUCUUCUGUGCUAGCUGAUGACAAUGGCAGUGAAGAAGAUUUUGCAUAUGAGGAAAUAUGUCAGGCAAAUCCCAGAUACCUUCAGCCUGGUGGAGAACAGCUUGCCAUAAAUGAGUUGAUAAGCGAUGGCCACAAAGUCUAUGCAGAGGCAUUAUGGGAUCAUGUUACAAUGGAUGAUCAGGAACUUGGAUUCAAAGCUGGAGAAGUCAUUCGCGUGCUUGAUGCCUCCAACAAGGAAUGGUGGUGGGGCAUGAUUGAAGAAAAAGAAGCCUGGUUUCCUGCUAGCUUUGUUAGACUACGAGUGAACCAGGAAGAUGCUGCAGCUGAAUGCACUGGAAAGUUUGCCGAUGAACGACUGAAUGCCAGCUGCAGUAAGCGCCUACUCAAAAAUACAGAAAACCAGAGGCAGAUGCGAACGAAUGUUAUCCAAGAGAUCAUGAACACAGAAAAAGUCUAUAUCAAGCAUUUGAAAGACAUCUGUGAGGGAUAUAUUCGUCAGUGUCGCAAACAUACAGGCAUGUUUGCUGAAGCACAGUUAGGUAUCAUAUUUGGGAAUAUUGAAGAUAUUUAUAAAUUCCAAAGAAAAUUUUUGAAGGACUUGGAGAAGCUAUUCAACAAAGAUGAGCCUCACCUGAGUGAAAUAGGAUCCUGUUUCCUUCAACACCAAGAAGGAUUUGGGAUAUACUCUGAAUAUUGCAACAACCAUCCCAGUGCAUGUGUUGAGCUCGCCAAUCUAAUGAAACAAAGCAAAUAUCGACACUUUUUUGAAGCUUGUCGACUGCUUCAACAGAUGAUUGAUAUUGCCAUUGAUGGCUUUCUUCUUACGCCAGUCCAGAAGAUCUGUAAAUAUCCACUACAGCUUGCUGAGUUGCUCAAAUACACUACCCCUGAUCACAGUGAUUAUGAAAAUAUCAGAGCUGCAUAUGAAGCGAUGAAGAAUGUAGCACAUCUGAUUAAUGAACGCAAAAGACGACUAGAAAGUAUAGAUAAGAUCGCUCAAUGGCAAGUGUCCAUUGUAAACUGGGAGGGACAAGAUGUUUUAACCAGAAGCUCAGAAUUAAUUCAUUCUGGCGAGUUGAUGAAAAUUUCAUGUCAAGGAAAGAGCCAACAGAGAACAUUUUUUCUGUUUGACCAUCAGUUGUUUUUCUGCAAAAAGGACUUAUUGAGACGAGAUAUGUUGUACUACAAAGGACGUAUUGAUAUGGAUGAGGUUAAAGUCCUUGACGUGGAAGAUGGUAAAGACAAGGAAUUUAACAUUAAUGUGAAAAAUGCUUUCAAACUGAGAAUUAAUACAACGGAGGAAGUCUACCUAUUCUGUGCCAAAAAGCCAGAAGAUAAACAGAGAUGGCUCCAAGCAUGUAUAGACGAAAGAAAAAGGGUAGAAGAAGACAAAGAAAUGGGAUUUGUAAUACAUGAAAAUCAGAAGAAACAAGCAAUGUUAAAUGCCAAAAAAUCCAGGCAUGGGAAAAUGAAGAGGGUGAAUUAUAGUGGAUUUUCUGCUCCUCCUCCACAUCAGUCUCUGCAUCCACUCCAACAGCGACACAUCACCGUGCCUACCAGCCUUCCUCAGCAACAAGUGUUCGCAUUGGCUGAGCCCAAACGCAAAGCUUCUCCCUUCUGGCACAGCUUUACCAAGUUGACUCCCUUUAAGAAAUGAAAAUACAAGUUACCAUAAAGUAAGAAAAAUGAAACCAGUCACUGCGGAGAUUUAGGGUUCUGGGAAAACACCCAACUUUGAGAAGUUGAACAAUAAAGGACUAUCAAUUAUGUUUGUUAAACUUUAUUUCGACCCCCACCCAUAGCUCAACUGAGGCCUUUCUGACAACAAUUUCAGCCAAGCAGUGAAAAUGAUAGAACUGUGUAGCAAGUAUUCGCAAAAAAACUGACGCUUCAAAAUUUAUUCUGAUGCAUUCUUGACAUAUUCUAACAGAUUAUUUUACAGGUGAUGAAUUAUUUUCAAUAACUUUGAACAGCAAUGUUAAUCAGAACAGUUGCCAUUAUUUUACCAUGUUGCAGCUCUUCAUUCUUUUCUCUACAUUGUAUUUGGCCUCUUUAUUUGCCUUGCUAUUCUAUGGGAAAUAGAAAUUCAAUUUUGCAGAUACCCAAUUGAAAUGUGAUUUUCUUAUAAAAUUAUUCAAGGAAGUGUACCCCAUAACAAUGAGCAAUGAUACUGGUCAGUGUAUACCCAUUUUAAGUAAGCAAAUAUUUUAAAGUCUGAAAUUUAAAAAGCACGUUGCAUAUUCUAUGGUUAGAAUUAUAAUAGAAUUCCAUCUUAAUAUGAAAAGAAAAAAAGAAUAACUUUUUUUAUAAUAGUGUCUAAUAUGUGUUUUAAAUGCAGAUGAAUGUAUAUGAAAUUCUUCCUUGCAAUGUAAGCACCAUCUUGUGCUCAUUGGGAAAAAUAAACUUUGAUUCCCCUUUGGAUCAGUAUUUCAACCUGCCAAGGCCUUAAAAUUUCCUGUUUACUUGCAUUGGAAUAGCACAAUAGGACUUGUUCUCAGUCUGCAUGUGGUACGAAAUUAUUGGUGGUGAUGGAGAGUUAAUCUCAAUCUCACCAUUAUAGGUGAAGAUUACCAAAACAAGCAUACAGGACUUGGUGCUUUUUAUUUUUAUUUUCCUGUUUAUGGUAUAGACCAUAAGCACCAAAUCCAAACUACUGUGUCAUCAAUUCUAGGUAGAAUGUUUCUUCGUGAAAACAAUAAUAACUUGACAUUUCCAGGAGUGCCACCCAGCCCAGCAUGGCAACCUGCAAAUGUAUGAGAAGUUUGCGUUUGUAUUUGUUUUAAGUCUUGUCUUUAACUCUGCUGUGUCUAGCAGCAGUCUUUGUUUUGCUGCUGUUGAAUUUUUUUUUAUGAAGGAUGUCUUAAGGUUUUUGAAUGCUCUUAAGAUUUUAUUUAUAACAAAACAUUUUGAAAGAAAGUAUCUUUAAAUAACAAAAGAAACCAUUUGUUGGGGUAAUGUUACUAGCAAACUGCAGUGCAGCUUUUAUGAACCAAAGAACAUGGUGGCUAGUUAUCACUCAACGUCACUUUACACUAUGAUUUUGAAAAUACCUAGCAAAUUGAUACUUCCAAGUUAUCGGUAAUAAAUGGGUUGCUCUGUAUAUAGUGAGAAUUUGUGUCUUGGUACCUUUAUCGAGACUGGUUUUCCUGUUUUGAUGUUACCACCCAAUAGAAGUGAUGUCUGAUAUGUACUGUUACAUUUCUACGCAGUCUUCUGAGUAGAAGACAGCUUCAAAACCAUGUAAUUGACUGCUGUAUAAUUGAUAUUUCAAACAUAAAUGUACAUAACUAAUGUAACUAUUUUUUGUAGAUUAGUUUUUAUGUUGCAGUAAGUGAUUUAUCUGUAGUUAAUGUAA
Stegostoma tigrinum is the source of this 6177-nucleotide messenger RNA. It is a transcript of the gene spata13, whose product is annotated as spermatogenesis associated 13. The record is from RefSeq and is a predicted model, not a curated record. The transcript is spliced from 15 exons. The coding region runs from base 490 to 4479 and encodes 1329 amino acids. Gene Ontology annotation, molecular function: guanyl-nucleotide exchange factor activity; protein binding. Lineage: Eukaryota; Metazoa; Chordata; Chondrichthyes; Orectolobiformes; Stegostomatidae.